UUUCUAUUCCGCAUUUUCCCUAGAAAACUCUCUCUCUCUCUCUCUCUCUGCAUGUCUUUAAUUUGAAUAUUUCUCGUUCAACUUCCAAACACGCACUCUUCAUUUUCUUUGUUGAAAACUCAAAACCCACCAAAACCCUUUUCUCAUCUUCUAUCAAAUGUUCUUCUGAUCAAUUUUAUCGCUUCAGGGCCGCUGGGGAUUUCUCUUGCUAGCAUGGCAUUGAGUAAUCCACUCUUUGAUGAUAUACGAAGCAACAUUGAUGUUGAUCCUCCUCAAAAGGAAGAGUCAACAGAUGUUGGUAUAUUGGUGAAUGAUCCUGCACAAACUGCUCUUAAACCUACUGGGACUGUUUUAAGCAGUGUUCGUGAGCUUCUAGAGUGUCCUGUAUGCCUGAAUGCUAUGUACCCUCCAAUCCAUCAGUGUUCGAAUGGUCACACUAUAUGCUCAGAUUGCAAACCUAGAGUACAUAACCGGUGCCCUACUUGUAGGCAUGAGCUGGGAAAUAUUAGAUGUCUAGCACUGGAGAAGGUGGCUGCAUCUUUUGCACUCCCCUGUAAAUUCAAAGAUUUUGGGUGCAUCGGUAUAUAUCCAUACUACAACAAGCCAGAACAUGAAUCUCAAUGUUCAUAUAGACCCUAUAACUGUCCAUAUGCUGGUUCAGAAUGCUCUGUUGUGGGUGAUAUAAACUACUUGGUGACCCAUCUGAAAGAAGAUCACAAAGUGGACAUGCACAAUGGUAGCACUUUUAACCAUCGUUAUGUCAAAUCAAAUCCUCAAGAUGUUGAAAAUGCAACAUGGAUGUUAACGGUUUUCAGCUGUUUUGGUAAGUACUUUUGUCUACAUUUUGAAACUUUUCAACUUGGAAUGGCUCCUGUCUACAUAGCCUUUUUGCGGUUCAUGGGUGAAGAUAGUGAAGCAAAAAAUUAUAGCUACAGUCUAGAGGUAGGCGGAAAUGGGAGGAAGAUGGUUUGGCAAGGAGUGCCAAGAAGCAUCAGGGAAAGUCAUAGCAAGAUCCGCGACAGUUUUGAUGGUCUUAUUAUUCAGAGGAAUAUGGCGCUUUUCUUUUCAGGUGGUGACCGGAAAGAGUUGAAGCUAAGGGUUACUGGUAGGAUUUGGAAAGAACAAUGACAAGAAGGAAUUGAUGUCCGUUCUUCGACUAGAAAUUAUAUUUAGACUAAUUGAUGUCCGGAAAGACUAGGAAUUAAUGACCGGAAAUUAUAUCUAGUCGUAUUUUGUGAUUUAGGAAGCAAUCUCUCUUUGCUUAUCCUUUCAUUAAAUGCAUGAACAUGAAGCUGUACUUCAUAUCAUUAUGACAGUUUUUGUUCUAUGAAUGUUAAUGAUUGAAAGUAAUUGUGAAAAUUUUGCAAGCACGUGAUGACAAGCUACACUUAAUAGCAUGUGAAAUUAUGUCAUGUUUGUCGAUUUA
Medicago truncatula (barrel medic) is the source of this 1426-nucleotide messenger RNA. RefSeq names its product E3 ubiquitin-protein ligase DIS1. Gene Ontology annotation, molecular function: ubiquitin protein ligase activity; protein binding; zinc ion binding. Gene Ontology annotation, biological process: ubiquitin-dependent protein catabolic process; multicellular organism development. Gene Ontology annotation, cellular component: cytoplasm. The coding region runs from base 214 to 1128 and encodes 304 amino acids. The transcript is spliced from 4 exons. The record is from RefSeq and is a predicted model, not a curated record. Lineage: Eukaryota; Viridiplantae; Streptophyta; Magnoliopsida; Fabales; Fabaceae.